UGGAUAUUUGCUCAUUUGUUAUCAUCUUUCCUUUUUCUUCUCUCUUUUUACUCCUUCCUUGGAUGUAUUCCAUUCAAUGAAUAAUUAUCUCACCUCGUCGUUCAUUAUUAUCUCACCUUUCUUCGUUUUUUCAAUCCUGCUUGGAAGCUCCAUGUCCAGUUUUUUGAGGUUGAAAAAUGGUGUUUAUUGCAGGAAGGAGGUUUUGGAACUUGAAUCAUUGCAGUUUUCGAAUUCAGAAGCUUAACGAGGUCCGUUCAGGAAAGUACCGAAUCCAUUGGUUUUGAUAAAUUAGGAGAUCUGAGAAUCAGGAUUCCAAGUAUUGGAAUCGAUCGUGUUGAUUGAUCUCUCGCAUUGAGUUUUAGGGCUGUAAAAUCGAACAAUCGGUUUACUUCUGAUUUGCUCGAUGUUCUUCUUCUGAAUACGAUCAUGGAGAAUAGUUCCAAAGAAAUAUCGUUAGAGAAGCAGAAAAGCUUUAAAGGAUUGAUGGAGAAGCAGAAGAGCUUUCGGAUGGUUAUGGAGAGGCAACUAAGUUUCAUGGGCGGCGAGAGGAAGAAAGCCAAGGAAUCGCCUGGGAAGCGUGGGGAUUCACCGCUUCACUUAGCAGCACGAGGUGGAAAUUUAGCGAGAGUCAAAGAGAUUCUUCAGAAUUGUGAGGAUAAAAACGAGUCAAAUUGUUUAUUGUCAAAGCAGAAUCAAGAAGGUGAGACUCCUCUUUAUGCAGCCGCUGAAAAUGGGCAUGACCUCGUCGUUGCAGAGAUGUCGAAAUAUUUGGACCUUGAGACUGCAUUUAUGGCUGCCAGAAAUGGAUUUGAUGCCUUCCACGUUGCUGCAAAGCAUGGCCAUCGCAAGGUGUUGCAGGAACUUCUUGAUGUAUUCCCCAACUUGGCCAUGACCACAGACUCGGUCAACUCAACCGCUUUGCAUACGGCAGCUAUGCAGGGGCACCUUGAUGUGGUAACUCUCCUCCUCGAAACGGACUCAGAACUUACUAUGAUAGCUCGAAACAAUGGUAAGACCGUCCUUCACUCAGCUGCCAGGAUGGGCCAUGUUGAAGUUGUAAAAUUGUUAGUAACCAAGGACCCAAGCCUCGGUUUUCGAACGGACAAAAAGGGCCAAACCCCAUUGCACAUGGCUGUAAAAGGGCAGAACGAGAGGAUUGUGAUGGAGUUACUAAGACCUGAUCCUUCAGUUUUGACUCUGGAAGAUAACAAGGGAAAUACCGCGUUACACAUUGCUGUAUCGAAGAGACGAACUGAGAAUAUUCGUUGCCUAAUAUCUGUUAAUGGUAUCAACAUCAAUGCCAUCAACAAGAAUGGAGAUACCCCACUAGACAUUGUGGAAAAAUUUGGAUCUUCAGAACUUGUAACCAUCUUGAAGGAAGCAGGGGCAGUCAAUUCCAAAGACCAGGGAAAACCCCCAAGUGCAGCCAAGCAACUUAAGCAAACAGUUAGUGACAUAAAGCAUGAUGUUGAAUCCCAACUACAACAGACCCGCCAAACUGGUUUUCGGGUUCAUAGAAUCGCUAAAAGGUUAAAGAAACUUCACAUUAGUGGCCUCAAUAAUGCCAUAAACUCUGCAACUGUUGUGGCUGUUCUCAUUGCAACUGUUGCUUUCGCGGCCAUAUUCACCGUACCCGGCCAGUUUGUCGAGCAGGAAACGAAAGGUCUUACUCUGGGACAAGCACAUAUUGCUACGAACGCAGCUUUCGUCGUUUUCAUGAUCUCCGACAGCUUGGCGUUGUUCAUUUCCCUGGCAGUUGUAGUCGUCCAGACAUCCGUGGUCGUGAUUGAACAGAAAGCAAAGAGACAGCUUGUUUUUGUGAUUAACAAGCUCAUGUGGUUGGCUUGUCUCUUCAUUUCAGUUGCCUUCAUUUCAAUCACAUAUGUAGUUGUUGGCUCAAACCACAAGUGGCUUGCCAUUAGUGCAACCGUGAUCGGUAGCACAAUAAUGCUUACAACAAUUGGCUCAAUGUGCUAUUGCGUCGUUCAACACAGGAUGGAGGAGUCGAAGUUGAGAAGUAUUAAGCGAGGCGAGAGCAGGUCUCGUUCUUAUUCCAUGUCGGUCGUAGCGUCCGAAUCGGAGUUGUUGAAUAACGAAUACAAAAGGAUGUAUGCUCUUUAAGAUGAUCGAUUGCCACUCAUACGAUUAAUCAAUAGGUGCCAGUCUUCAACAGCUAUGAAGCUGAAGACAUGCAACUAGGAACAUGGAUUAUGAUGUUUUAGCAUCAUGCUCAAAGAAAAGCAUAGCAUUGAGGAUAAUAAAUGCUAGAAAUUUGAUGCAGACCAUAUCCAGAUAUUAGAAGAGUAUGGUAACAGAUCAGUUAUGAAUAUGUAUAUGCAUAUCGACCAUUGCAAGAUGACGAUGGUGUUGAGACCGGUGUCGUAGCCGGUCCAUGUAUUUGGCACAAGUACACGGUUGUAUUGGGCGCUGCAAGUGAUCGAUACCCCAUCGUCAUGUACUCGGUUUGUAGAUAUUCCAUUGAAUCUUCAUACCAUCCCAUCUCGUACUGGUUUUAUAGAUGUCUAAAUAUGUUUCCUGGAUGCCUGAAUAUCACUUUUCACAACAGGGAGCAUUUUUUUUCUUCCCUAUUA
Molecule: messenger RNA, 2591 nt
Organism: Cucurbita pepo subsp. pepo (vegetable marrow)
Lineage: Eukaryota; Viridiplantae; Streptophyta; Magnoliopsida; Cucurbitales; Cucurbitaceae
Product: ankyrin repeat-containing protein At5g02620
Cellular component (GO): plasma membrane
Molecular function (GO): protein binding
Source: RefSeq, a predicted model, not a curated record